Molecule: messenger RNA, 4530 nt
Organism: Pogona vitticeps (central bearded dragon)
Lineage: Eukaryota; Metazoa; Chordata; Lepidosauria; Squamata; Agamidae
Source: RefSeq, a predicted model, not a curated record
CAGACUCCAUUCAAGAUGGAGUUUGGUGGAGGGUUGAAGGUGCCAUUAUGGACCUUGCUAUUAAUGAUCUGCUGUAUCCAACAAAAAGUUUCUAGCACAGAAAGCAUAUCUGGAAAAAUUAACUUCAUUCCACAACUGAGGACAACACCAACCCUUACAACCUUCAAUGCAGCUCACAAUGGACGGGUAUGUAGCACAUGGGGCAACUUCCACUACAAGACAUUUGAUGGGGACAUCUUCCCUUUUCCUGGGCUCUGCAACUACGUCUUUGCCUCCCAUUGCCACACUGCCUUUGAGGAUUUCAACAUCCAGAUCAGGCGUGUGAGGGUGGACAACAUUACCCCUAUCUCUUCUAUCACCAUGAGGCUGGAAGGAGUGGAUAUUGAAAUGCAAGAAGAUGCCAUUUUGGUGAACAGUGAAAGGGUGCAGCUGCCUUACAGUGGCUCUGGAUUCACCAUUGAAAAAUUAACCAUCUAUGUUAAAGUGGCAGCCAAACUUGGCCUAACCAUGCUGUGGAAUGAAAAAGACAGCCUAAUGCUGGAACUGGAUGGAAAAUAUGUCAAUCAGACUUGUGGGCUUUGUGGGGAUUUUAAUGGCAUUCCAACUUACAAUGAAUUCUUUUCAAACAAUGUCCGCAUAACUCCCCUGCAGUUUGGGAAUAUGCAAAAGCUGAAUGGUCCAACAGAGGACUGUAAUGAUCCUUUACCACUCCCUCUGAACAACUGCACUGAUAUACGGGAUAUAUGCAGGGAAGUCCUGACUGGCACUGCGUUCUCUGAAUGCAAUGCUAUCGUGUGGGUGGAUGACUACAUUGAUGCUUGUGUACAAGACUUGUGCCUCUGUGCCAACCCUGAAUCAUUUUCUUGUCUCUGUGACACGUUUGCUGAGUACUCCCGGCAGUGUGCUCAUGCUGGCGGGCACCCUCAGAACUGGAGAACCCCACAACUGUGCCCAAUGUCAUGUCCUUUCAACAUGGAGUAUCAAGAAUGUGGCUCACCCUGUGAAGAUACUUGCACCAAUGCUGAAAGAUCUCAACUCUGUGAAGAACACUGUAUAGAUGGCUGCUUCUGCCCACCAGGAACUGUGUAUGAUGACAUCAGUGGCUCUGGCUGUAUCCCCCUUGAGCUAUGUUCCUGCAUUUACAAUGGCAAAUCUUACGCUCCAGGGACAACUUACUCAGGACACUGCCGUACAUGUUCCUGCACUGGAGGUGAGUGGCAGUGCACAGACCUUCUUUGCCCUGGCAUUUGCACAGUUGAGGGUGGAUCACAUAUCUCUACUUACGAUGAGAAGCAUUAUGAUGUCCAUGGGGACUGUACGUACGUUCUCUCUAAGGUUUGUAAUGAAGAUGAAUUUACUGUCCUUGGAGAACUCCGCAGAUGUGGCCUAACGGACACUGAAACAUGCUUGAAGAUGGUGGCCCUUGACAUCAAUGGAGGACAGACGAGUGUAGUCAUCAAGUCUAACGGCGAUGUAUUUCUUAACUGGAUCUACACUCAGCUGCCUAUCUCAGCAGCCAAUGUAACCGUCUUCAGGCCUUCAACUUUCUUCAUCAUUGUGGAAACCAAUGUUGGCCUUCAGCUUCUUGUUCAACUCGUACCUAUCAUGCAAUUGUACCUUCGUCUGGAUCCAUCUUUUAAAGAGAAGACAUGUGGUCUCUGUGGAAACUUUAACAGCCGCCAAACAGAUGACUUCCAAGCUAUAAGUGGAGUGGUCGAAGGAACAGCUCCUGCAUUUGCUAACACCUGGAAAACUCAGGCUGCAUGUCCCAACAUAAAACACAACUUUGAGGACCCUUGCACACUUAGCAUAGAAAAUGAAAAAUAUGCCCAUCACUGGUGUGGCCUGCUGACCGACUCUAGCGGACCUUUUGCCAAAUGCCAUUCUGCAGUGAAUCCAGCUCCUUAUCAUACGAACUGCCUGUUUGACACCUGCAACUGUGAAAGGAGCGAAGACUGCAUGUGUGCUGCUCUCUCUUCCUAUGUCAUAGCUUGUGCAGCCAAAGGAGUUGCGCUUCCGGGAUGGAGAACCACAGUUUGCUCCAAAUAUACCACAUCGUGCCCCAAAACCCUGACUUACAGCUACUCUAUCAGUUCCUGUCAGCAUACCUGUCGGUCCCUGAGUGAACCAGAUGUUACCUGCAAUAUUAAAUUUGUCCCAGUUGAUGGGUGCACCUGUGAAAAUGACACCUACAUGGAUGACUCUGGAAAAUGUGUACCUGUUGACAAAUGUCCCUGUUAUUACAAAGGAACACCUGUACAUCCUGGUGAAGUUCUCCAUGACUUUGGCGCUGUAUGCACUUGUACUCAAGGAAAGCUGAACUGCAUUGGUGGUGGCGGCGACUCAAAGCCAGUGUGUACUGCCCCUAUGGUCUACUUUGACUGCAGAAAUGCCACUGCAGGCAGCACUGGAGCUGAAUGUCAGAAGAGCUGUCAGACCUUUGAUAUGCACUGUUAUAGUACACAGUGUGUGUCUGGCUGCAUGUGUCCCUCUGGUUUAGUGUCAGAUGGUAAAGGUGACUGUAUUCCUAUGGAAGAGUGUCCAUGUAUCCACAACGAUGCUACAUAUAAGGCAGGAGAAAAGAUCCAAAUUGACUGUAACACCUGCGUAUGUAAGAACAGGAUGUGGAAAUGCACUAAGAACAAGUGCUUAGGUACCUGUGCAGUUUAUGGAGAUGGGCAUUAUAUCACCUUUGAUGACAAGCGUUACACUUUCAGUGGGAAGUGUGAAUAUACCCUAGUACAGGAUCAUUGCGGAAAGAAUAGCUCCACCCAGGGGUCGUUCCGAGUCAUCACUGAAAACAUUCCCUGUGGCACCACUGGCACCACUUGCUCAAAAUCAAUCAAAGUGUUUGUAGGGAACUAUGAGCUGAUACUCAGCGAGGAGCACCAUGAACUGAUACAAAGGGGCCAGGGAGGUCACCCACCCUACAGGAUUCGCUACAUGGGCAUUUAUCUGAUUAUUGAGACUUACAAUGGGUUGAUUAUCUUAUGGGACAAGAAAACAAGCAUUUUUAUCAAACUAAGUGAUGAUUUCAGGGGUCAGGUCUGUGGUUUAUGUGGGAACUAUGAUGGCAAUGGAAUUAAUGACUUCACAACUAGGAGUCAGUCUGUAGUAGGUGAUGUUCUGGAGUUUGGAAACAGUUGGAAGGUCUCUCCCACAUGUUCUGAUGCCAAAUGCACCAAAGAUCCAUGCACCAAAAACCCUUACAGAAAGUCUUGGUCCCAGAAGCAAUGCAGCAUCAUCAACAGCAAGGUCUUCGCUUCUUGCCACUCACAGGUUGACCCAACAAGGUAUUAUGAAGCCUGUGUGGCUGAUUCCUGUGCUUGUGACACUGGGGGAGAUUGUGAAUGUUUUUGUACAGCUGUAGCUGCCUAUGCCCAAGCAUGUAGUGAAUAUGGAGUGUGCAUAUCAUGGAGAUCACCCUCAAUCUGUCCCCUGUUCUGUGACUAUUACAAUACUGAAGGAGAAUGUGACUGGCAUUACAAGCCUUGUGGAGCACCAUGCAUGAAGACUUGUAGGAACCCAAGCGGGAGGUGCCUUUAUGAAUUACCAGGCUUGGAAGGUUGCUACCCAUACUGCCCAGCAAAUAAGCCCUAUUUCAGUGAAGAUGAGAUGAAAUGUGUUGAUGUUUGUGGCUGUUAUGACAGUCAGGGUAACUAUCAUCCACCAGGAACAACCUUUGACUCAAGAGAGACAUGCCAAUCAUGCCAGUGCACCAGCAAAGGCAUGGAGUGUAGAUAUGACCCUGAAGCAUGCUACUGCCACUAUGAAGGGAAGACCUAUAUCUACAAGGAUGUCAUCUACAAUACCACCGAUGGCUUGGGAUGGUGCAUAAUUGCAACCUGUGAUGUCAAUGGAACAAUUAGUAGAGAACUCUACAAAUGUGCUGGGCCUAGCACAACAACACCAUUUACAUUUACUACUGUUUCAGCUACAACAACAAGUGGAGCAGAAUCAACUACACCAAGUACAACAACAUGUGUCCACUUAAUAUGUGAAUGGACAGAAUGGUAUGAUGUCACCUACCCAAAGUAUGGACCAAAUAAUGGGGAUUAUGAAACACCAGAAAAAAUAAGAGCGAGAGGACACAAUGUAUGCAAAAUUCCAGAUGAUGUGGAAUGCAGGGCUCAAAGUUUUCCCACUGAGAAGUUGGAAUCCCUCGGUCAGAAGAUAACAUGCACAAAGACAAAUGGUUUGAUCUGUAAUAACAAAGAUCAGGAUCCACCAAUCUGUUACAAUUACGAGAUCAGGUUCUUUUGUUGUGAAUUUGCACCCUGUGGAGUCCAAACAACUGUUCCAUUCACUACAACUACUACAGAAACAACAACAAAAUCAGACAUUACAAAAAGUGAAACAACGCAUAUGCCAACCGUUGGGCAGUCAACAAGCGAACAACCUCCAACGCAAACAAUAGGAAUACAAACCUCAGCUACAACAAUACCAAUAACUCCACUUGAAGGUUCAACAAUGACAACAUCUCAUAUAUCCAAGACACAGUUACCUACAACAACAGAAAGUACCCCUGAG